Messenger RNA from Nothoprocta perdicaria, 6453 nucleotides. RefSeq names its product BAH domain and coiled-coil containing 1 (gene BAHCC1). Lineage: Eukaryota; Metazoa; Chordata; Aves; Tinamiformes; Tinamidae. Gene Ontology annotation, molecular function: chromatin binding. The record is from RefSeq and is a predicted model, not a curated record.
AUGCACGGGCAGCGUGCACAGGAGUCAGGGAGCGGCCUCAUGGGGAACUCGCCCGCCUCCUCCUUCAUGGGAAGCUUCCUCACGAGCAGCCUGGGCUCGGGGGCGCCCAGCCACCCGUCGGGCCCCGCCGCGUCCCCGCCGGAGCCGGCCUUCCGCGGGCCGCACUCGGGCACCUCGCAGCUCUGGUUCUCGCACUCCCACGAAGCUCCGGGCUACCCGCGCUUCUCCGGGAGCUUGGCCUCCACCUUCCUGCCCAUGAGCCACCUGGACCACCACGGGAACAGCAACGUCCUCUACAGCCAGCACCGCUUCUACGAGAGCCAGAAAGAUAACUUCUACCUGCGCAACCUGCCGGCGCAGCCCACGCUGCUCUCCGCCAACCACAACUUCCCCAGCAUCGCCCGCGCCGCCCCCGGCCACCCCAUCGGCUCGUGCAGCCGGGAGCGCGAGGCCGCCGCGCCGCUGCCCAAGCCGCCCAAGGACUACGAGCGCUUCCUGGCGGGCAAGGACAAGGCGGGCAAGGGGGAGCCCAAGGAGCGCGCGCCCGACGACGAGCCCAAGGAGCGGCACAAGGCGGUGCUGCCCGUGCCGCCCGAGGGCCACUGCAAGGAGAGCGCGGCGGCGCGCGGCGCCUGCGACGGCCGCCCCAAGCACCUGCCCUCGUGCGUGCUGGGCACCAAGGCGCUGGCCGGCGAGGCGGCCGACGUGCUCUGCCCGCUGGCCGACAAGGGCGCCCGCGAGCUCAAGCUCAGCGGGGCCACCCUGGUGCCCUCCGUGGGCCACCUGGCCGACAAGAGCCGGCCUUUCCAGGUGGCCGCUGAGAGCUGCGCGCUGGAGCGCGCCGAGGGCGCCGAGCGGCACGGCGAGGCGGGCGCCGAGCCCCCCGCCUACUUCCAGCACCCGCUCAAGGCCGAGGGCAAGGCCGAGCGGCGCCUCGAGUGGGGCCCCCCCGGCCCCGCCGCCCGCAUCAAGGGCCUCGAGUACCUGGGCAGCGGGGGCGGCGCCGAGACCCCCUUCGCCGGGCUGGGCCAUGCGCCCAAGGGCGCCUUGGAGAAGGGUGGCUACUUCGAGCCGCCACCGGCGCCCGACUGUUCGCGGGCCGCCCCGCCGGACCCGCUGGGCGCCAAGCUGGGCCCCUCCUGCUGCACCCUGGAGAAGGGCCCCAAGGAGGCGCCGGCGCAGAAGGUGGCGCGGAUCCGGCACCAGCAGCACGACGCGGAGCCCGGCGGCGGCGCCGAGGCCAAGCGCAAGGCGCUGGAGCUCAACGCGCUGGGCUACGGCGGCCCCCCGCUGCCCCCCUGGGGCGUGCAGGGCCAGGGCCCCCCCAUGGCCAUGGCGGAGGAGCGCAAGGGCUCCUACCUGGACCCCUUCAGCACGAGUUUGCAGCAGGCUGCAUUGAUGACUCAGGGCUCGGUGCUGAGCCAGGACAUGCCGACCCCCCCGGACGAGGUGUCGGCCAUGAAGAACCUCCUCAAAUACAGCAACCAAGCACUUAUCGUGGGCCAGAAGGCGCCUUUCGUGGGGCUGGGCGGCCUCAAGGGCAGCUGCGCCCACCAGGACGCCAAGUUCCCGCCGGCGGGCAAGGGGCAGGCGGAGCUGGAGCGCCCGGACUGCGCGCGCAGCCGGGAGCACGAGCUGGGCGCCGGCGAGGGCGAGGUGCGGCAGCCGCCCGUGGGCAUCGCCGUGGCCGUGGCGCGCCAGAAGGACACGCUCAGCCGGCCCGAGCCCUCCUACGGCAGCGGCUCCGCGCGGCCGGGCCGCGCCACCGUGGGCAUCAAAGCGGGCACGGCGCGGCCCAUGCACGUCAUCGAGCUGGACGCGGAGGAGGAGCGGAGCCGGCUCUGCGACGAGCGCCUGGGGCUGGCCGGCCGCGAGCUGCUGCUGCAGGAGAACAAGGAGCUGGUGGAGUUCGCCCGCAUGCACCCGUCGAGCGGCUGCCCGGGGGAGCUGCCCCCGCACCUCAUGAUGCCGGGGGGCUCCUCGCUGCAGCCGGGCCAGCUGGGCGCCGACGCGGCCCACGCGCACCCCGCGCACACGCACUGGCUGCCCCGCACCCGCAGCCCCUCCAUCUGGAUGGGGGGACACUCGUACGGCAUCGGCCACCCCGCGCUGCACCAGAACCUGCCGCCCGGCUUCGCCGCCUCCAUGCCCAGCACCAUGCAGUCCGUGUUCCCGCUCCCCCAGGACCCCCCCGCCCAGCUCGUCAUCCUGCCCACCGAGCCCCCCGCCCACGGCACCCCCCACCCGCUGGGUAAGGACGCCGACGUGAUGGACCAGGCGUCGCUGUGGCCGCCCAUGUACCCAGGCCGGGGCCCCGGCGCCCACCUGCAGCACGCGGGGCAGCUGCCCGUGUACCCCCGCUCGCAGUUCCUGCGGCAGCAGGAGCUCUACGCCCUGCAGCAGCAGCAGCAGCAGCAGCAGCAACGCGCUGCCCAGGCGCUGGAGCUGCAGCGCCAGGCGCAUGCCCAGCGGAAGCCGGAGGAGCCGCCCCUGGAGCUGGAGGAGGCCGGUGCCGAGAAGCCCCUCAAGCCCCCCCCCAAAGCAGUUGCCUUAAACCCCCCGGGCAAGGGCCUGGCCUCGGCGGCCCCCGCGCCCCCCAAGCUGUCGCCCUGCUGCCACUCGCCAGCGCUGCGGCACCCGGCCAAGUGCCCCGUGACGCUCCCCGCGGCCCCCUGCACUUUACCCGUGUGCCCCGCCGCCAGCCCCGCCGUGGCGCCGCGCUCGCCCGCCGCCAGCCCCGUCCCCGCGCAGAGCAAGGGCGCCGAGGCCGAGGACAAGCGCGGCGAGGGGCGGCCGCCCCGCGACUACCCCAAGUCCCUGGAGCCAGACCUGCCGCCCGGCUACAGCUACCCCGCGGGCGCCAUGGCCUUCCCGUCGCCGCUGGCGUCCGACGCGCACUCCGCCGAGCCCGCCGACCCCGACACUAUGCAAGCGGUCUCGCCGGCGGCCGAGCCCGAGCAGUCGCGCACGUUCGGCCCCGCGGAGCCCGCCGAGCUGGCCGAGCUGGAGCUGCGGCGGCGCCGCUGCGACCGGGCCCUGCAAGGCGAGGACGGGGCCGAGGAGCUGCUGGCCUUCAACCUGCAGAGCCUGGCGACGGUGGCGGCCGCCUGGUCGCUGGUGGAGGCGGCCGGGCGCGAGGGCAGCCCGCGGGCGCGGAGCCCCCUGCCCUCCGCACCCCCGCCGCAGGUCUGCCCGCUCAAAGCGGCCAUGGAGCAGCUCAACACGCAGGAGGUGGAGGUCCGCAUGCGCCUGGCCGAGCUGCAGCGGCGCUACAAGGAGAAGCAGCGCGAGCUGGUGAAGCUGCAGCGGCGCCACGACCACGAGAGGGACGAGAGCUCGCGGAGCCCGGCACGGCGCGGCCCGGGCCGGCCCAGGAAGCGCAAACACUCCAGCACCCUGAGCAAGGGCGACAGCCGCAAAGUCAAGGCCGUGAAGAGCAGCCUGUCGCUGCUGUGCGCCGAGCUGCGCGCCGAGCCCGAGCCCAAGCGCAGGAGGCCGCGGCGAGGACGGGCGCCGCGGGGCUGCGCCGCCGCUCACACGCCCCCGCGGCUCAAGCAGAAGGCCAAGAGCAAAGGGCUCCCCGGCGGCAUCGGCCCCUUCCGACGGAAAGAGCCCGGCGCCGGCAGCCGCAUCCAGAAGAAGCUGUCACGUGCCAAGGGUGCCAAGGGCGCCGGGAAGUUCCCGCCGCCGGAGCCCAGCCCCCGGGAGCCACCGGCCUUCAAAGACGAGCACGACGGGGACACGGACAGCGAGGAUGGUGACGACGAGGAGGACGAGCCGGGCCUGGCGCUGCUGCCCGCCGUGCCCCUGGCCGUGCUCGGGCCCUCGCCCUCCUCUGUGGUGAAGAUGGAGGCCAACGAGAAGGCCAAGAAGAAGAAGGAAAGGCAGGGACUGCUAGGGCCCUGCCGCCUCGGCAGCCCCGAGGGCGAGGUGAAGAUCAAGCGGCGGCCGGUGAAGCCGGGGGCCGGCAAGCUGGAGAAGGUGCCGGCCCGGAGCAAGGCGGGCGCCGGCGAGGACGGCGCCAAGAAGAAGCUGAAGGCGAAGCCCAAGGAGAGCCUGCGGGCGCCGGGCACCGGCGGCGCCAGCGCCGCGGCCGCCAGCAGCAGCCUCUUCGGCGGCGCCGAGCCGCGGCACUUCGGCGCGCGGGACGACGGCGCCCGCCUGGCCAGCGAGCGCCUCAAGAAGGCCACGCGCAAGAGCAAGGCGCUGCAGUCGGCGCUGCGGCGCAAGAACGGGGCGCUGGCGCUGGCGCUCUCGCCCCGGAGCGCCAAGACCAUCCUCGGCAAGGGCAAGAAGCUGGCCAAGGUGAAGAGCAAGGUGGCAGGCAAGCAGUGCAAGGGGCGCGCGGUCAGCAAGCUGCUCGAGAGCUUCACGGUGGAGGACGACUUCGACUUCGACGACAACAGCAGCUUCUCGGAGGAGGAGGAGGAGGGGGGCGGCCUCGGGCGCCGCUCGCCGCUGCCGCACGCCUGCGCCAUCCAGAAGGAGGAUCUGCGCGACGGGCUGCACAUCCUCAUCCCCAAGGAGGACAGUCUGCUCUACGCCGGCAGCGUCCGCACCAUCCAGCCGCCGGACAUCUACAGCAUCGUCAUCGAGGGUGAGAGGGGCAACCGACAGCGCAUCUACUCGCAGGAGCAGCUGCUGCAGGAGGCGGUGCUGGACGUGCGGCCGCAGUCGCGGCGCAGCCUGCCGCCCGGCACCCGCGUCUGCGCCUACUGGAGCCAGAAGUCGCGGUGCCUCUACCCGGGCAACGUGGUGCGAGCGCUGCUCAGCUGGUCGGCGGUGGCGCAGACGAAGCGCAGGGCGGCGAGCAAGGGCACGGCCGUGCUGCAGAACCUCUUCCAGGUCAACGGCAGCGCCAAGAAGCUGCGCGCCAAGGAGGCGCUUUUCCCCGUGCACCACCACGUGGCCGCCCCCGUCUUCGGCAACGGCUUCGGGGCCGACUCCUUCAGCCGCAUCGCCAGCUCCUACACGUCCUUCGGGGCCGGCGCUGGGCUCGUGCUGCCCGCUGCCCAGAAACUGCUGCGCUCCAAGAAGGCCGAGCGGCUGGAGGCAGAAAUGGGCAAAGGCGGCCGGAGAAAAGCAGGCACUGAGUACCUGGUCAAGCUGGACCACGAAGGGGUGACGUCCCCCAAGAACAAGAACUGCAAGGCGCUGCUGCUGGGGGAGAAGGACUUUGGGGCCAAGCUGGAGCGGCCCCUGGCCAGCCACGGCUAUGUGCAUUCCGCCCUGGCCGGCAAGGAGAGGAAGGGCCGGGCGCCCGUGCACCAGCUGCCCAUGGGGCUGGCGCUGCGCAAGUACUCGGGCCAGGCCGAGUUCGCCCUCAACUGCGACAGCGACUGCCACAGCUCCUACUCGGACAUGGACGAGGACGAGGAGGCGGGCGGGCUGGGCGCCGACGUGCCCUCGCGCUUCAUGACUCGCCUCUCGGUCUCCUCCUCUUCCUCGGGCUCCUCCACCUCCUCCAGCUCCGGCUCCAUCUCCACCUCCAGCCUCUGCUCCUCGGACAACGAGGACUCGUCCUACAGCUCCGAGGACGAGGACUCCACGCUGCUGCUCCAGACCUGCCUCUCGCACCCGGUGCCGGCGCUGCUGGCGCAGCCGGACGCCCUGCGCUCCAAGAGCAGCGCCCCGCAGCGCUGCUUCCUCCCCAAGGCCGCCGCCGCCGGCCCCAAGGCCAAGCUCAAGCGCAAGGAGGCCCUCAGCUUCUCCAAAGCCAAAGAGUUCUCCCGGCGGCAGCGCCUGCCCUCGGUGGAAAACCGGCCAAAGAUCUCCGCCUUCCUGCCCGCGCGCCAGCUCUGGAGGUGGUCGGGGAACCCCACGCAGCGGCGGGGCAUGAAGGGCAAGGCGCGGAAGCUGUUCUACAAGGCCAUCGUGCGGGGCAAGGAGACGCUGCGCGUGGGCGACUGCGCCGUCUUCCUCUCGGCCGGCCGCCCCAACCUGCCCUACAUCGGCCGCAUCGAGAGCAUGUGGGAGUCGUGGGGCAGCAACAUGGUGGUGAAGGUCAAGUGGUUCUACCACCCCGAGGAGACCAAGCUGGGCAAGCGGCAGAGCGACGGCAAGAACGCGCUGUACCAGUCGUGCCACGAGGACGAGAACGACGUGCAGACCAUCUCCCACAAGUGCCAGGUGGUGGGACGGGAGCACUACGAGCAGAUGACCCGCAGCAAGAAGUACCAGGACCGGCAGGACCUCUACUACCUGGCGGGCACCUACGACCCCACCACGGGCCGCCUGGUCACCGCCGAGGGCGUCCCCGUGCUGUGCUGACCGCGGCGCCCGCGGCCCCGCGCCGGGGACCCCGCCGCCCCCCCCGGCCCUUAUGCAACGCGGGGGCCCCGGCGCGGCUCCGACAAGCCAUAAUUUCCCUAGUACCUCGGACUGUUUGCCGGCAGGUAACGCAGAAAUCAGGUGUGUUGUUCUAUUUAUUUUGCGUGUAAAUAUUGUAUUUCC